This is a messenger RNA of Abrus precatorius (Indian licorice), 1577 nucleotides long. Its product is annotated as mannan endo-1,4-beta-mannosidase 1-like. NCBI's taxonomy places the organism in Eukaryota, Viridiplantae, Streptophyta, Magnoliopsida, Fabales, Fabaceae. Gene Ontology annotation, molecular function: hydrolase activity, hydrolyzing O-glycosyl compounds. The transcript is spliced from 6 exons. The coding region runs from base 122 to 1363 and encodes 413 amino acids. The record is from RefSeq and is a predicted model, not a curated record.
CGUUUCCCCCUGAACGCUUCUCUUCUCAGAAGCUUAAGCUCUAUCGUCCUAGCUAGUCGCUCUCUUUCUAAUUUACAAUUUUUGAUUCAUUAUAUCAUUCUGUUUGCAGUAAGCGAUCGAUAUGGGUUGGAGUGGAUGUCACAAAAACCUAAUCUCGAUGACCGCUUUUACAGUGGCCUUGGUUUUCGUUCAACAUGUGAAGUGUGAGGAGGUUCACGACUCAGACCGCAUAUCACUUGAGCAGGGUGGCUUCGUUCAACGAAGGGGCACCAAUUUCAUUCUGAAUAACAAGCGUUUCUACUUCAAUGGAUUCAAUGCUUAUUGGUUAAUGUACAUGGCAUCUGACCCAUCCACAAGGUCCAAAGUCACUGGCAUUUUACAACAAGCUUCUAACCAUGGUUUAACUGUUGCAAGAACUUGGGCUUUUAAUGAUGGAGCGUACAGAGCCCUUCAGGUUUCUCUCGGUUCCUAUGACGAGAAAGUAUUCAGGGGACUGGACUUUGUAAUAUCAGAAGCAGGAAAAUAUGGUGUACGAUUGAUACUGAGUUUGGUGAACAAUUGGAAAGAUUUUGGAGGGAAAAACCAGUAUGUCCAAUGGGUAAGGGAACAUGGCGGGUACGUGAACAGCGAAGAUGACUUCUUUACGCACCCCGUUGUUAGGCAACACUACAAAAACCAUAUUAAGGCUGUGCUGACAAGAAAAAACUCUAUAACUGGGGUGGUAUAUAAGGACGAUCCUGCCAUUUUUGCUUGGGAACUUAUGAACGAACCACGUUCCCAACACGACAACUCCGGAAAAAUUAUUCAGGAAUGGGUGACUGAGAUGGCUGCCUACGUCAAAUCCAUUGAUAGAAUUCAUUUGCUGGAAAUAGGACUCGAAGGGUUCUAUGGUGAAACAAUACCAGAAAAAAAACAAAUCAAUCCUGGAUACCAACUUAUUGGUACUGAUUUCAUAUCUAACAACCGAGUUCCCCAUGUCGAUUUUGCCACUAUCCAUCUUUACCCUGAACAAUGGUUGCCAGGCUCAAGCGAAGCUGCUCAAAAUGCAUUUGUUGACAAAUGGGUACAAGAACAUAUUAAAGAUGCCAAAAAUGUUCUGGGGAAGCCUAUUGUUGUUGGUGAGUUUGGCAAGUCUUCAAAGUUGUAUAACGUGGAAGAAAGGGACAAUUACAUGAGAAAAUUGUACAGUGCCAUAUAUAAUAGCGCCAGUAGUGGGGGACCCUGUGCUGGUGGGCUUUUUUGGCAACUCAUGGCUCAAGGAAUGGAUGGUUUACGAGAUGGUUAUGAAAUAAUCUUCGAGGAGAGUCCUUCAACUACCACAAUUAUAGAUCAGCAAUCUCGCAAAAUGUCAAGUCUUGCUUAGUAGAUAAGCAUUUCGCCUGUAGCUCUCGUGUAAUAAAUUUGUUUCUUAUUAAAAGUUCUACCUUAAUUGGGUGUGGGAAUAAAUUAAGAAAAUGUAAGAGUCAUAAAUAUAAUAGAUGAAUAGGUCCAACACAAUUUCCUUUUCUGAUCCCCCUAUAACCUGUAAAGAUCGGUUCCUUAUAUAAGAAAAUAAACGUCCCAAACAAUGUUCAUUU